AUGUUGUUCCUAGUUUUUUAUGAUCAAACAUUUUUAAAGAAAGGUAUUGGCCAACUAAGAGACUUUGUAAAUAGAAAUCGGAAUAAUUUAACAGUACUGGACGAAAAGGAGUGGAGUGUAAUUAUCAAAAAAGCCUUUUUGGAAUGUUUAGAAACAGAAAUCAAGGCUAAAGCAAACAAAUCAUCAGGAACAUUAAAAUCAGAGUUUGCUGUUCCAUGUAAGGAGAUUUUAACAACACUUAUUGAGUAUAGUAAAAGUGACAAUCCCGAAGAUGAUAAUUCCGACAAUGAUAAAACCUAUCUACUCAAUGCAAAAGUAAUCAAAGAUAUAAUUCAAUUUAUUUUAACAAAUAUUAAUUUUAAUGACAACAAUAAUAAUGAUGAUUCUAAUAGAAGUUUUUGCUUCUCGGCUGUCAGUUGUGAUAUUUUGAAAUCCAUAUUAGGCGUGCGUAAAUAUUCUUCCAAGAUAACAAGUGGCCUUUUUGAUGAAUUACUUCAAUCAUUUGGAGAUUUAAUUAUUGAUGGAAAGCUUUCCAUGGUUGAUGCUAAUCAUUAUGCAUCAUGUGUGGAGAUGAUCAUAUUGGAAUAUCCAAGAGAGUUCAGCGAAUCUCAAAAGAAAGUAAUGCUAGCAUUAUUUGAGGAUUACUUUUUAGGAAAAUCAAAGAAUUGCGUUUAUGACAAAGUUCAACUUCAUUUGAUAACAGCCUUAAAUUAUAUUACAACUAUACUGUCUUUUGAUGAUAUUGAUACAUUUAGAAAGUUGGCAAACACUAUUUGUUCUAAAUUACUUGUAUUAUUUUCCACAACACACAACAAUGAAUAUUUAAAAUUUGAAUCAGACAAGGUACUUUUCGUAUAA
Molecule: messenger RNA, 858 nt
Organism: Naegleria gruberi
Lineage: Eukaryota; Heterolobosea; Eutetramitea; Acrasida; Naegleriidae
Exons: 3
Coding region: 1-858 (285 amino acids)
Source: RefSeq, a predicted model, not a curated record